Messenger RNA from Impatiens glandulifera, 2278 nucleotides. RefSeq names its product DNA-binding protein SMUBP-2. NCBI's taxonomy places the organism in Eukaryota, Viridiplantae, Streptophyta, Magnoliopsida, Ericales, Balsaminaceae. Gene Ontology annotation, molecular function: ATP binding; ATP hydrolysis activity; DNA binding. The coding region runs from base 58 to 1998 and encodes 646 amino acids. The transcript has 15 exons. The record is from RefSeq and is a predicted model, not a curated record.
UCUUCUUUUCUUCUACGCUCUGGUGAGAAAAGCUCGUCUUCUGCAGUAGAGGCAACAAUGGAGAAAGGAAAAGGCAACAAGAAACCUUCUGCCAUGACGCUAGAACAAUUCGUCUCUACCAUGGCUCCUCUGAUCGACAUGGAAAAGGAGGCAGAGAUAUCAGCUUCCAUGACUUCGGGUGCAAUAAGAACACUGGAUACUGCUCAAAAGAGGGGUUCCACUCUUCUUAACUUGAAGUGUAUAGAUGCUCAGACUGGCUUAAUGGGAAAAGCUCUCCUUGAGUUUCAGUCUACUAAGGGUGAUGUUCUUCCAGCACACAAGUUCGGUAAUCAUGAUGUUGUUGUUCUAAAACCAAACAAGGCAGAUUUAGGGUCUCCUUCUCUUGGUCAAGGCCUAGUUUACCGUCUAAAGGACUCAUCUAUUACAGUUGCCUUUGAUGAUAUACCAGAAGAUGGCUUAAACAACCCUUUACGCCUUGAGAAACUAGCUAAUGAGGUGACAUACCGUAGAAUGAAGGAUACUCUGAUUCAACUAAGUAAAGGUGUAAUGAGGGGACCAGCUGCUGACUUAGUUCCUGUAUUAUUUGGAGAAAGGCCUCCAACAGUGGCAAAGAAGGAUGUCAAUUUCACCCCAUUUAACUCUAACAUGGAUCGUUCUCAGAAAGAUGCCAUAUCAAAGGCUUUGUCAUCCAAAAAUGUAUUUUUGCUCCAUGGGCCUCCUGGAACCGGCAAGACUACGACUGUGGUUGAACUUAUUCUACAAGAAGUAAAACGUGGUUCAAAAAUCCUUGCUUGUGCUGCCUCAAAUAUUGCAGUUGACAACAUUGUUGAGAGACUUGUUCCUAAUAGGGUGAAGUUGGUGAGGUUGGGGCAUCCUGCACGAUUACUUCCCCAAGUACUGGAGAGUGCUCUUGAUGCACAGGUCAUGCGUGGAGACAAUAGCUCCCUUGCAAAUGACAUCCGCAAGGAAAUGAAGGCAUUGAACGGUAAACUUCUAAAGACGAAAGACAAAAACACAAAGCGGGACAUAAGGAAAGAGCUCAAGACACUAUCGAGAGAGGAGCGUAAAAGACAACAGCUAGCUGUGGAAGAUGUAAUAAAAACUUCAGAUGUAGUGUUGACAACAUUGACAGGUGCAUCAUCCAAGAAGCUGGAUGGUAUUUCUUUUGACUUGGUGAUUAUUGACGAAGCUGCUCAGGCACUUGAAAUAGCAUGCUGGAUAGCCUUACUAAAGGGUUCAAGAUGUGUACUUGCCGGAGACCACCUGCAGCUUCCUCCAACCAUUCAGAGUGUAGAAGCUGAGAAGAAGGGGUUAGGAAGAACCCUCUUUGAACGUCUUGCAGAUCUGUAUGGGGAUGAAGUCGUGUCUAUGCUUACUGUUCAAUAUCGAAUGCAUGAGCUCAUAAUGAAUUGGUCAUCCAAAGAACUUUACGACAAUAAGAUUGAAGCUCAUCCAAGUGUUGCAUCUCACAUGCUUUAUGAUCUAGAGGGGGUAAAAAAGUCAUCUUCUACAGAAUCAACUCUAGUUCUCGUAGAUACAGCUGGAUGUGAGAUGGAAGAAAAGAAAAAUGAGGAAGACAGCACCUUUAACGAGGGUGAAGCUGAUGCUGCAGUGACCCAUGCAAAGAGACUUGUCCAAAGUGGUGUACGGGCCUCUGAUAUUGGAAUCAUUACACCCUAUGCAGCACAGGUUGUAUUGCUAAAAAUGAGGAGAAGUGACGACGACAAGCUAAAAGAUGUGGAGAUAUCCACAGUUGAUGGCUUUCAAGGCCGAGAAAAAGAAGCAAUAAUUAUUUCAAUGGUCCGAUCAAACUCAAAGAAGGAGGUUGGAUUCUUGAGUGACAGAAGGAGAAUGAACGUUGCAGUGACAAGGGCAAGGAGACAAUGUUGUAUUAUUUGCGACACAGAGACGGUUAGUGGAGAUGGGUUCUUGAAGCGCCUUAUAGAGUAUUUUGAGGAGAAUGGCGAGUAUUUAAGUGCCUCAGAGUACAUAAACUGAGUAGUAUUUUGAAAACCAACUCGAUGGAAAAGACGUUUCUUAUCAAUUGGUUUACCAGCAAGGGAUGCUACACCCCUUCGCCAUAAUUUAUCCAUUUUUAAAGGCACCGAUCUUUUGCCUAUUAAAGUAUAUUUUUUUUAUGACGAAUUGGCAGCGGGUGGUUGUGAAAAAUUGUUAGGGAUAUUCAAAUUGCAAUAUUUUAUCUUAAGAUGUUCUUCACCUUAUUUCCUAUUUACAUGGAUUUAAUGGCUGAAGGGAAGUGAAGGAAAUUUUGCAUGUA